AUGUCUGCCACUGGCGCAGAUUCUGCUGCGCCUGACCUCGGUAUCGCUAUCCGCCACUUGCUCAAUCAACAAGCCGAUAUCCAGUCGAGGCUUUCUGUUUUGAUCGCCGCCCAACACGGUCUGGAAAUCCCGCUUGAGCUGGACAUGUUACGCCACAAGCUGCGCGUUCUUGAGCAUCUGGUAGACCGCUACGAUCUGGCUUCCCAGAUUCCCGUUCUUUCUGGUCCAGAGGAAGCGCGAGAACUUCAGUAUCGGUGUGAGUGUCUCGAGGCCGUGUGCUUACAAAACGAGGUGAAUGUGAUAGAGCCGCUGAAGAGGUCGCUACCCUCGGCGCCGCCAGAUUUUGCUGUCUGGUUGGAAAGGCAUCUCGAAUUGCACGAUUCGAUUCUGCCCCAUCGCUCUGAAGCUCACGCAGAGGCCGGUGGGUGGAAAGCCCGAUCGAUGCCAUCUUUUAAAUGUUGGCAUGACCAAUGCGCCCACUAUGUCUACGGCUUCGCCAGCCAGCGAGAAAGAGACAGCCACAGCCUUGUUCACCAAACCUCUGCAAAGAGGGAUUCUGGAUUCUCCGUGGAAACCUCUCCCCUAUGGCCGCCCAUUAGCCAGCAAUCUCCUCGGCCUCUAAGCAGCUCUCAAUCGAAUACACAGCCCCCGUCAGUGCAAACUGGAAGGAGGCCUCCGGCUUCCAGUCUACCAGUCCUCAGUCCUCAGCUUCCACUCAAGGAGAAGGGCUGCGUGUCCGCAAAUUAUACGUUUCAUGCACCACCCGGACCCGGAAGCGGACGCAGAAAUUCGAGCGAUGCUGAUUUAGAAGCCAUGCUACCGCCCUUGAAGAAAUCAAAGACGAACCAGCCACGAUUAGAAUCCAUUGGAGAGCUUCGGCUUUUUCCAGAGACGGGACCGUGCCUUCGGUGCAGAGUAGCCAAGAAAAUGUGCGAUAACAACAAGCCUUGUUCGAAUUGUUCGGAUAGUCCCCCUUGCGGAAAGGAGGAGCAUUGGGGCGCGAUAGGCUGUUUCCGCAACCCUCUCACUGCCUUUGCAGCCAUCUUUUUACCUGGCCCAAUAUGUCCAAGACAAGCCCGCACUCCUAUAACAUCCCCUCUUUCGCAGCGCCGGGGCAUAAACGAGUACCUGGAAACGGCUUGCUCCUUUCCCGAAAACUUCAAGGAGAUUGCCAAGGAGAGCGUUGACUUUUCUGAUGGCUUCUGGUGGUCAGCACAUCUCGACUCGAGACACAGCUCUGCCGACGGGACAUCGGGGUAUAAUCGCGACGCGCCCAAACAGGCCCCUCCAGUGCUGGCUGCCAUUGCCAGCAGUUGGCACGCUCAAGAUACCGCUUACAACAUUUUUCGGCUGCUUCGAAUCACGGGCUCAAUGUCGGCGUCGCGAGAAAGCGAGGAGGCAUCAUUUCCAACAUUAUAUUCUGCCAAAGUACUGCUCCGUGAAACAAUAUAUUACGGAAUCAUUCACCCGGAUCCCCUUUUCCGUGUUGGGUCAACAUUCAGCAUGCAGAAUCCGCCCGAAGGCGUCGACUUGGACGAGCAUGUGCGGCUACUCGAGGAAUGUCUGCUGGGGUUUCUCCAGCUGUUUGACGCAAUGUGCUCCUCCAAGUCAGAUAAACGACCGUGUGAUCUUUUUGCAGAGUUUCUCUCGGUUUGUAUUUUCAGCGCAACGAGGACACUCUUGCUAGACAUGGCCCCAACCUCAAAUGCUACGUCAGUGUCCCAGCGCCAACUAGGCUCCCCAAGCAAUAACAACCACGUUGCCCACGGCAUGUAUCGGGCUUUGGUCCAGCUGUUUUGUUCUUCUGGCCCGCUCUUCACGGACAGUUGGGAGGGAAGCCAGACGCAUGAAGACUCAUCCCUCUAUUACAGCAUCAAUCACCUGAUCCGGAGAGAUAUGUGGGCAAGCGAAGGGAUAGAGUCGGGUGCGGAUUUUCUUUUGAAGCUUGGUGAUGGCCAUUUUGAAAGCUGGGGCUUCAACGGUUUCCUUCGGCAACGAAAACCAAACGGCCUAGCUUGGCAGUUGUCGUCCACACCGAUCCUCCAUUCCGCGCAAGAGCAGCGUCGCCCCCAGCCGACUGCGGCAGCGCCGCCGCUCGGCCCGCAAACGUGGAAUAUAACUUUUCAGGAUGACGCGGGACUGCCGCAGCGUCGCACAUCAGACCUCGGGAGCUCGCCGUAUGUUCCAGAGGUGGAAAUGGCGAGACGACACACAGUGGGCGAAACAUCUUCUGGGACCCUCAAGCAGCUCGAAGCUCCGUGGAGAACCCCUGGCUCUCCAUCACGACUCAGGUCUCCGUAUCACCGUCCACCUUUACGACGCGUGUACUGUGACAAGUGCCACGAGUACCCCGAAGGCUUUCGAGGGGAACACGAGCUGAGGCGACACACUGAAGCAAAACAUUCGGCAAUGGUCCGCCGUUGGGUCUGUUGCGAGCCUGAAAACGCAAGAGACGCUUCCCCCAAGCCAGUCGUGUCGCUAUCCAGCUGCAAGGCAUGCAUGGCUCAAAAGCAGUAUGGCGCCUAUUACAAUGCUGCCGCUCACCUGCGACGGGCACACUUCAGUCCUCAUCGUGGUGGCAAAGCCAGUGGUGACUGGCCGCCCAUGUCCGUCUUGAAAGAUUGGAUGCGUGAGGUGCGGCAGCCACUUGAUCCUACCCAGGCGGAAUACCUCAGCGGGGGGGAAGACGAUGGUGGCGACCCGGCAUCGGAAUCAUCGACGUCCACGUCCAGGGCCGUUCCGGAGGCACCAGCAUCUAGGGCUCUUAUGGUGUCCCCGAUAGACGAUCCGUGGCGACGUGGGAGCUCGAGUCAAUCUACUCAAUCUGGAGUACGGCCGACGGACAACCGAAGUCAAUGCCCUCAUCCAGACUGUGGGAGGAUAGUCAAAGAUCUCGCGGCGCACAUGCUGACGCAUCAGGAGGAGCGGCCGGAAAAGUGCCCUAUCGUCGCCUGCGAAUAUCACACAAAAGGAUUUGCUCGCAAGUAUGACAAGAACCGGCACGCGCUCACCCAUUAUCGAGGCACCAUGGUCUGUCCGUUCUGCCCCGGCGUUGGCUCACCAUACGAGAAGAUCUUUGGUCGAGCAGACGUCUUCAAGCGGCAUCUUGCUACGGCGCAUAAUGUCGACCAGACACCAACAAAUAACCGCAGCGGCAGUCUGGCGCAUCUCCUCGACGGCCAAGGCCCAGCUUCGACGCACAGCUUCGGAGCCCGUUGCUCGAUAUGCGGGGGCCGCUUUGCCACCGCGCAGGACUUCUACGAGCACUUGGACGAGUGCGUACUUCGGGUCAUUGUGCCCAACUUCGCCCACCAACAGCACUCGGAAGCAGCGGAUUCAAUCAGUCCGUUGCAAACGGAAGGCCCCAGCAGAGUCCCUUGA
Molecule: messenger RNA, 3381 nt
Organism: Metarhizium album ARSEF 1941
Lineage: Eukaryota; Fungi; Ascomycota; Sordariomycetes; Hypocreales; Clavicipitaceae
Product: Zinc finger, C2H2-type/integrase, DNA-binding protein
Exons: 5
Coding region: 1-3381 (1126 amino acids)
Source: RefSeq, a predicted model, not a curated record